Heterostelium album PN500 is the source of this 909-nucleotide messenger RNA. It is a transcript of the gene alrB, whose product is annotated as aldo/keto reductase family protein. The transcript is spliced from 2 exons. Gene Ontology annotation, molecular function: aldose reductase (NADPH) activity. The coding region runs from base 1 to 909 and encodes 302 amino acids. The record is from RefSeq and is a predicted model, not a curated record. Lineage: Eukaryota; Evosea; Eumycetozoa; Acytosteliales; Acytosteliaceae. Gene Ontology annotation, cellular component: cytosol.
AUGUUUGAACCAUCCGCUACUUUGUCAAAUGGAAACAAGAUACCAUUAGUUGGUUUUGGUACAUGGAAAUCAGAGAAUAAUAAAGUUGGUGAAGCCGUUAAGCUUGCUCUAGAGAAUGGAUGUCGUCACAUCGAUUGUGCCGCCGUCUAUGGUAAUGAGAAAGAGGUUGGUGAAGCAUUCAAGAGUGUAUUCGAUCAAGGAAAGAUCAGCCGUGACGAUGUCUUUAUCACUUCUAAGCUCUACAAUACAUGCCACGAGAGACACUUGGUCAGAAAGCACUGUGAGAUCACCUUGCGUGACUUGCAAUUGAAGCAGUUGGAUCUCUACUUGGUUCACUGGCCAAUGGCAUUCGAAUACACCGGUGAGUCACUCGAGGAUCCAACCAACGACGACGGUUCCGCCAAGACCAUCAACGUGCCCAUCCGUGAGACCUGGGAGGAGAUGGAGAAGUUGGUCGAAGCCGGUUUGGUAAAGUCGAUCGGUAUCUCCAAUUUCAAUGUCCAAGCAAUCAGCGAUUUGCUCACCUACGCCAAGAUCAAGCCAGUCGUUAACCAAGUCGAGUUGCACCCAUACAACUCGCAGCCAGAUCUCAAGAACUACUGUGAGAAGGUCGGUAUUCACUUGACUGCCUACAGUCCAUUGGGUAGUGGAAAGUACGUCGACGACAAGACUGUUGCCGAGCUCGCCGACACCUACAAGAAGUCGAUUCCAAACAUUCUCUGCAGAUGGGCUGUCCAAGUUGGAUUCUCUGUCAUCCCAAAGAGUGUCACACCAGCACGUAUCAUCGAUAACCUUCAAAUUACAGAUUUCGUCAUCAACGAUAGCGACAUGGAGAAAUUAAACACAUUGAACAAACGUGAGAGAACUUGCGAUCCAAAAUAUUUCUGGGGUGUUCCAAUCUUUGAUUAA